This is a messenger RNA of Zasmidium cellare ATCC 36951, 1287 nucleotides long. RefSeq lists its product as uncharacterized. The record is from RefSeq and is a predicted model, not a curated record. Lineage: Eukaryota; Fungi; Ascomycota; Dothideomycetes; Mycosphaerellales; Mycosphaerellaceae. The coding region runs from base 1 to 1287 and encodes 428 amino acids. The transcript is spliced from 2 exons. Gene Ontology annotation, molecular function: FAD binding; monooxygenase activity.
AUGGAUACAUACCUCGACAGUGUGGCGGUCAUCGGUGCUGGCCUUGGGGGCUGCGCCAUCGCCCUAGCCCUCUCCCAAAAACACAUACCCGUCACAGUCUACGAAGCACGUCCAGCAAGCGCACUCUCAAUGCAAUCCGGCGUCCUCCUGACCCCCAACGGCCUCCACGUCCUCGACCAGCUCGGCGUCCUCCCCCGUAUCCGAGACCGCUGCUACAUCCCCACGCACCGCGUCUUCAAAAACGACAACGACGAAAUCACCAAGAAAGACAGCAUCGAUAGCGAGGAGAAAUACGGCUACGCGAACCACCGCAUUUGGCGUCACUUUUUGCUGGCUGAAAUGCGUCUCAUGCUCGAGGAACGGUCUGUCCCUAUCCAUUUCGAUUCGAAAUUCAAUGGUGUCGUCUCCGAUACACCCCAUGGUGUCGUCUUCCAAAUUAACGACACUACCCAACCUGCCUCCCUCCUCAUCGCCUCCGACGGCAUCUACAGCGCUGUCCGCAAAUACCUCGCCCCAGACAUCCACCCCUCCUACACGGGCAUCACCGCCGUCGCAGGCCACGCCCGCUUCGACGAGAUCGACUGGCCAGACAAAACCCACCCCAUCGACCGCAACGCCACGUUCCAAAGCAAAGCCGGCGCGAUUUUCUACAUUGCCGAGGACCCCGCAGGCGAGGAAGCCAUGUUCGCCACGCAAGCACACUUCCCCGAACAAUCGCGACAAGACCUCGAGAACCUCCAGGCGAGUCCCGAGCGGAUGCUGGGGUUUUUCACGGAGCGUUAUGCGGAGUGGGGCGAGACGGCGAGGAGGAUCAUCGAUGCGGUGGAGAGGCGGAAGGAGAGUUUGUUCAUCUGGCCGUUUAUGCGCAUGCCGGCUUUGCCAAGGUGGUUCAGCGAGACGGGGCGGAUCGUGCUCGUGGGGGAUGGGGCGCAUGCGUUGCCGCCUAGUUCGGCGCAGGGGGUGAAUCAGGCGUUGGAGGAUGCGUGGUCGUUGGGAUUGCUUUUGGAUACACUCCGACAGCAGCCACAGACGAAGGGCACGGACGAAGUCGAAGCGCCGGAGCGACUCCUUUUGGAGGUUUUGGGGAGAUGGCAGAAGUGGCGACAAGGGAAGAUUGAUGAGAUUUUUGAGUGGACGGAAAAUACUACGAAUGUGGGAAGGUUGGCGGAGGGGGAGAGGAGGAAGUUGGUGGAGGAGGGGAGGGUGAGGGAUAGCCAUGGGGAUGAGAUGGGGUGGUUGUUUUUGCCGGGGAUUGAGAAGGGGGUGAGGGGGUUUUUUGAGGGGUAG